Molecule: messenger RNA, 3882 nt
Organism: Nerophis lumbriciformis (worm pipefish)
Lineage: Eukaryota; Metazoa; Chordata; Actinopteri; Syngnathiformes; Syngnathidae
Gene: mthfd1l
Product: methylenetetrahydrofolate dehydrogenase (NADP+ dependent) 1 like
Biological process (GO): tetrahydrofolate interconversion
Cellular component (GO): cytosol
Molecular function (GO): methenyltetrahydrofolate cyclohydrolase activity; methylenetetrahydrofolate dehydrogenase (NADP+) activity; ATP binding
Source: RefSeq, a predicted model, not a curated record
UCCGUGAAGUCGCCAUAUCUCCAUCAGGACCCUGUUUCUUGUUUUUUAUCCAGUGGCUAAUUUGGCUAGCACCACACAACAAACCGGGCGGAAGCAACAAGUUAUAAACGAUCGUUAAAUUUAACAGAAAACGAGCAAGUAUGAAGUUAUCCGCCAUUCGCGGUGCUUGCGCCAACGCUACUGUUCGGAUGCAUCACGCUUGUCACGGAAGCAGGGUCAGCGGGUUAACGCGGAGAUGCACACCGACCAGUGUAGCACAUACCCGGCUUGCCUACCGAGCGAUGAGCGCCCCGGCUAACAGUGGCACCAACGCGAAACUGCUCGACAACUUUGGGAAGCAGUCACACAAACGCACCAACUUCGACCAAUCUCUGAGGGAUGUGGUUCAGAGUACCAAGGAGGCAAUCGUGGCCUUGCAGAGAAGUAAUCCAGGAGUGCAGCCUUUGCUUGCCAUUGUACAGGCGGGUGAAGACGACAGCCUGUUGGAGAUCAAUAAAAAAAUAGCAGCAAAGGUUGGAAUAAAUGUCACUCAGAUUUGUCUGGCCAAGGAUUGCAGCGAGGAUGAUCUUGUCGAGGAAGUGUUGAAACUAAAUGAGGACCCCAGGGUGCACGGCGUCUACCUCCACCUUCCCCCUGCAAACCUCACCAGUCGAGUACUCAACACUCUCAAGCCAGAUAAGGACAUAGAUGGGAUAACAUAUUUGAAUUUGGGUCGUUUGGUGCAAGGAGAUCUAAGCAAAGGUUUUACACUGCCAAUAGCCAGCGCUGUUGUGGAUCUUUUGCAGAAACAUGACGCUCCUUUAGAAGGAAGAACCGUGUUAAUGAUUGGCACUGAAGGAGCCCUUGGAGUGGCUCUGCAAUGCAUGAUAGAGAGAAGUGGAAUGACAACUUUUAAAACUCACCCACAUGACAAGAAUCUACAGAAACAGGUAAUGGAAGCUGAUGCUUUGGUGCUAGUAGGUGUCGACGUCCUGCCCACUUGGAUCAGGCCAGGGACUGCUGUCAUCCAAUUAGAGCCCACCCUAGACACAGAUACUUCCGAGAUGUCCUCAAAGUGCGGGUUAGCGACUCUCACAGCAGCGUACAGAAUACAGAAUGUGGUGCACAGCAGCAGUCGGAGACUCCAGGAGCAACAAUACCGAGCAUGGCGAUUGCGUAGUCUCAAACUGCAGCCUCUGACGCUGGUACCAAGUGACAUUGAGAUCUCCAGAGCUCAGACUCCCAAGCCAGUGGAGCAGCUUGCAGAGGAGAUUGGCUUGUUGCCAGAAGAACUUGAAGCGUACGGCAGGAGCAAAGCAAAAGUCCGCCUUUCCCUCUUAAACCGCCUCCAAGCACAGCCUGAUGGGAAAUAUGUACUGGUGGCUGGUAUAACUCCCACCCCGCUUGGCGAAGGUAAGAGCACGGUGACCAUCGGCUUAGUCCAGGCCCUGUCUGCUCACCUGAAGCUCAACUCUUUCGCUUGUCUACGCCAGCCCUCCCAGGGACCUACGUUUGGGGUUAAAGGGGGAGCUGCAGGAGGGGGAUAUGCCCAGGUCAUCCCAAUGGAGGAGUUCAACCUCCAUCUGACUGGUGACAUUCAUGCAAUCACUGCUGCCAACAACCUGGUGGCAGCGGCCAUUGAUGCCAGGAUGCUCCAUGAGGCCACCCAAUCAGACAAGGCUUUGUUCAGUAGGCUGGUACCUUCAGUCAAUGGCGUAAGAAGAUUUGCACCUAUCCAGAUUGCCAGGCUGCAUCGUCUUCGCAUCAAUAAAACCGACCCCGCCUCCUUGACACCCCAGGAAGUCAGCUCUUUUGUCCGUCUUGAUCUUGAUCCCGCCAAGAUUACCUGGCAGAGGGUGGUUGACACAAACGACCGCUUUUUGCGGAAGAUCACCGUAGGACAAGCAAGCACUGAAAAAGGACAAAUCAGAGAGACUGGGUUUGACAUUGCGGUGGCCAGCGAGAUCAUGGCCAUCUUGGCUCUGGCAGACAGCUUGGAGGACAUGAAAGCAAGACUGGCACGCAUGGUGGUGGGGACCAGCCGAUCUGGACAGCCCGUCACCGCAGAAGACCUGGGCGUGAGCGGGGCGCUGGCCGUGCUAAUGAAAGAUGCCAUCAAGCCCACGCUGAUGCAAACCCUUGAGGGUUCACCAGUGUUUGUACACGCCGGGCCCUUUGCCAACAUCGCCCAUGGCAACUCCUCUGUCCUCGCUGACAAGCUGGCUUUGAAGCUGGUAGGACAAGAUGGCUUUGUGGUAACUGAAGCCGGAUUUGGAGCGGACAUUGGAAUGGAGAAAUUCUUUAACAUCAAAUGUCGGGCUUCAGGACUUAGGCCUAGUGUGGUGGUGCUAGUUGCUACUGUGCGAGCUCUCAAGAUGCACGGCGGAGGCCCUAAGGUAUCAGCAGGCGCACCUCUUCCGAGAGAAUACAUUGAUGAGAAUCUUUCCCUUGUUCAAGGUGGUUGCCUUAGCAAUCUGAGAAAGCAGAUUGGGAUAGCGCAUCUUUUUGGGGUACCAGUGGUUGUGGCACUCAAUGUAUUUAAGACAGACACCCAGCCAGAGAUCGAUCUUGUUUGUCAGCUUGCCAAAGAGUGCGGGGCGUCUAAUGCUGUGCCUUGCCACCAUUGGGCUCAGGGUGGGCGAGGAUGUUUGGAACUCGCCCAGGCGGUAAAAGCUGCUGCUAGCCGACCAAGCGACUUCCAGUUCCUCUACAACAUCCAGAUGCCAAUAGUAGAGAAGAUUAGAACGAUAGCACAAAAGGUGUAUGGCGCUGAUGACAUCAAUCUGUCCUCUGAGGCCAUGGCCAAAAUAAAUUACUACAAUCAACAGGGCUUUGCAUCUUUACCUAUCUGCAUGGCCAAGACUCACCUGUCCUUGUCCCACAUGUCGGAAAAGAAAGGUGCACCCACGGGAUUCAUUUUGCCAAUCAGAGAUGUUCGUGCCAGCAUCGGCGCUGGCUUCAUCUAUCCACUCGUGGGAACGAUGAGCACCAUGCCCGGCCUGCCGACACGACCCUGUUUCUACGACAUUGACCUUGACCCAGUCACGGAGGAGAUCACCGGGCUCUUUUAAGCAUAAAUAUGCUUACAGGCACAAUUUGUGCCGGCGUUCCCAGGAUGCUCCACGCGUACACCGUGAAGACUCAUCACUGCAUCACUGAUGGGAAAGGCUCUCCCAUUAGUCCUUCCCAGCAGCUCAUAUCCACAUUUUGCUGUAUUUGCACAUGAGUGUAACCUGCCAAAGAUAACCUCUAACCAUGUUUCGUGUGGGUUGUCUUUGACAUCUCCCGUGCAGCCUUUGUGUUUUAAUGCUUAUGUUGUUUAUGUAAGAAAUUACUCAGGUUUUUAGUAAUUCUCUAUUUUAUACUCGUCAAUGGACGCACAAAUAGCCAUUAUGUCUAAUCGCCAUAGCAGCUAAUCUUAUUGCAGUUUUACAUUGUGUUGUUGCAAAAUGUUCCAUUUUAUUUAACAAGGUCACCAAGCAGCCUCUUGUGUGAGUGUAGGUCUCACAUAAGAAGUAGUUACCACAUGAUGAGUGUUGUUACUCCAUAAUAACUUAUAGUAAUAUGCUGUGGAUAUGAAUGCAUUUUUUUAAAAAGAUUUGUAUCUGCAACACUCUUUUUUUAUCAUGCUUAUUUAGUGACUGCAUUUACCUGAGGCUGGCAGCUUCAAAAACCUAUUCAGUAUUUCUGACAGUAUCAAUUCUGAGCUUUAAAAAAUACAUUCAUUAUACUAAUAAUGUGUUAGUGUUUUUAUUUGCAGCUGUUGUCUUGCAGUUUGAGGUGCUGUACCCGAUUUGAAUGGGGCAGUAGAGGAAGCCCCCCUGCAUCACCCCAGGGUGUAGAAUCUGUCAUGAUGAGGUGUUUGGGUGCACGUGUGCACGUGUGUCCGUCACAUGCAGCAUU